UGCUUCGGCCUCCAAAUGUGUUGGGAUUACAGGCGAGCCACCGCGCCUGGCUGCAAAGAAAACACUAAGUUAGACAGUAUCUGAGCUAGGCCUUGAAGGAUGGGCAUUAUUUUGCAUAAGGGGAAAGAGGAGGGCAAUUACAACAAAGGGGACAAGAAUAACAACUGUAGAGGCGGUGGAAAAAGCAGGCUAGAAUGUCAGGGGCUGGAGGGAGAUGAGUCUGGGAAGACGGGCUGAGAACACCUUGAAGAGUUUUGAAUGCCAAGUAUCUACUUUUCCAGGGCCGUAUUACAAUCUUUCGAAUUUGUAUGUUGACGUGACUCGUUAGAGGUGUGGUCUUUAUUUUGGAAUAAUGUCAUAUUUCAGAAAAGUUGCAAGAAGAGUACAAAGAACUCUUUGUACUCUUAACAGCGACUAGCCAGUUGUAAACACCCCACUGCGUUCACCCCCAACCUCAUUUCUUGCCAACCCUCCCUCCUUUUCAACAAGUCAGUAUUUUACGUGUUUCUCCCUUGGCUUGGGUGGACACCCCGCUCCUAGCCUGGCUGAUUCUUCACACUGCAGGCUUCAAUCACUCCUAGAAGACGUCCUCCACUCCCAAAAUGAGACUUCUCUGAAACGGCAAGGACCACCAACCAAAGGGGACAAAACUGACGCCUCACCGAGCGCCUCCCACCGCGGCUUGGCGGCCGACUGCCGGGGGAGGAGGGGGCGUGGCCCGAGAGCGGAAGUGCCCGGAACCCGGAAGUGCGAGCUUGCGCGCCGCUGCCGUCUGGGAGUUCUCGGAGUAAGAAUGGCCUUGGAAGGGACGAACAAACGGAAGAGAAAGAGAAGUGUCGAGGAGGGAGAGAACCCUGACGACGGCGUUCGCGGGAGUCCGCCGGGAGACUACAGGGUUGGACAGGUCGCCAGUAGCUUAUGCCGCGGCGAGCACCAUUCCAGAGGUGACACCGGUCGGCUGGCGGCCCUCUUCAGUUCUCUGGAGCCCCAGAUUCAACCCGUGUACGUGCCUGUGCCUAAAGAAACCAUCAAAAAAAGGAAACGGAAUGAGGAGGAAGAAAGUACAUCCCAGAUUGAAAGACCACUUUUGCAAGAACCUGCAAAAAAAGUGAAAGCAAAGAAGAAACACACUAACGCAGAGAAAAAGUUGGCAAACAGGGAAAGUGCUCUAGCGAGUGCUGAUUUAGAAGAAGAAAUUCACCAGAAACAAGGGCAGAAAAGGAAAAAUUCUCAACCUGGUGUUAAAGUAGCAGAUAGAAAAAUACUUGAUGAUGUAGAUGACACAGUUGUCUGUCAAAGAAAGAAAAUUCAAAUCAACGAAGAAGAAGAGAGAUUAAAGAACGAGAGAACUGUAUUUGUUGGGAAUUUGCCUGUUACGUGUAAUAAGAAGAAGCUGAAAUCGUUUUUUAAAGAGUAUGGACAAAUAGAAUCUGUACGAUUUCGUUCUCUGAUUCCAGCAGAGGGAACUCUAUCCAAAAAGCUGGCAGCAAUAAAACGUAAAAUUCAUCCUGAUCAGAAAACUAUUAAUGCCUAUGUUGUGUUUAAGGAAGAGAGUGCUGCCACACAGGCGUUGAAAAGAAAUGGCGCCCAAAUUGCAGAUGGAUUUCGUAUUAGAGUUGAUCUCGCAUCUGAGACCUCAUCUAGAGACAAGAGAUCGGUUUUUGUGGGGAAUCUCCCUUAUAAAGUUGCAGAAUCUGCCGUUGAGAAGCACUUUCUGGACUGUGGAAGUGUCAUGGCCGUGAGGAUUGUGAGAGACCAAGUGACAGGCAUCGGCAAAGGGUUUGGCUAUGUCCUCUUUGAGAAUACAGAUUCUGUUCAUCUUGCUCUGAAAUUAAAUAAUUCUGAACUCAUGGGGAGAAAACUCAGAGUCAUGCGUUCUGUUAAUAAAGAAAAAUUAAAACAACAAAAUUCAAAUCCACGAUUGAAGAAUAUUGGUAAACCUAAGCAGGGACUUAAUUUUACUUCCAAAGCUGCAGAAGGACAUUCUAAAAGCUUAUUUAUUGGAGAAAAAGCUGUUCUUAAAACGAAGAAGAAAGGACAGAAGAAAAGUGGAUGCCCCAAGAAACAGAGAAAAUAGAAAUAACAACCAGGAACUGCUUUUUAUUUUCCUGCUGAGUACUGCUAAUAAAAGUGCAGUUAUCUGCUGAUAGCAUUGUCUGCUAA
Cercocebus atys (sooty mangabey) is the source of this 2163-nucleotide messenger RNA. It is a transcript of the gene RBM34, whose product is annotated as RNA binding motif protein 34. The coding region runs from base 794 to 2077 and encodes 427 amino acids. Gene Ontology annotation, molecular function: RNA binding. The record is from RefSeq and is a predicted model, not a curated record. Lineage: Eukaryota; Metazoa; Chordata; Mammalia; Primates; Cercopithecidae. The transcript has 11 exons.